Carassius carassius (crucian carp) is the source of this 3693-nucleotide messenger RNA. Its product is annotated as inactive ubiquitin carboxyl-terminal hydrolase 53. Gene Ontology annotation, biological process: response to auditory stimulus; sensory perception of sound; protein deubiquitination. The coding region runs from base 591 to 3548 and encodes 985 amino acids. Gene Ontology annotation, molecular function: cysteine-type deubiquitinase activity. The transcript is spliced from 18 exons. The record is from RefSeq and is a predicted model, not a curated record. NCBI's taxonomy places the organism in Eukaryota, Metazoa, Chordata, Actinopteri, Cypriniformes, Cyprinidae. Gene Ontology annotation, cellular component: cell-cell junction.
ACUUCGGAAAUUCAGGUGUCUGCAGUCACUCACUCAGUACUGCACUCCGGACCACUGUGAGGACCGUUCACUUCACAUCACAGGACUGGAACUAACUGAAGAAACAGUGAAAACCACAUUGAGUCAUAAGAGCGAAGGUGCUUAUGGUGUUGUGUUUGAAGUGCACAUCUUUACACCGGUGUGUUUUCGUGAGUCGUCUGUCGCUUCCGCUUUUCCGUCCAGCAGUUUGACGCCAGAUUCACCAGGAGUCAGUAGUGAUUUACCAAAAAAGCCUACUUUGUUUGACUGGACACUGAAAGGAACAAGGGGAUAUCAAUUGUUUAUUGUUAACGUGAGUGAAUCCUACUCAUCCUAAGGCUGAUGUCCUCCAAGAGCAGCGUCUGAAACAUGGACGACCCUUUAAAGGUUGACUGAUUCCAGCUGACACCUUCAUAACUAUGCUGCGAGUCACUCGAGGCCUGAUGGCCACAGUAGCCACCAACAACCCACCGAAAUCCCCAACCCAAUUCAGGGAAUGAUCAAACCAUCCUGUCUAGGACAUACGCAUCAAGAGACCUCUUACAUACAGAACAGCAGAUACCCCAAAUCCAAUGGCAUGGGCCAAGUUCUUCAGGAGACCAGGAGGCAAUCUUGGCAGGUCUUACCAGCCAGGAUCUAUGCUGUCCUUGGCCCCAACCAAGGGACUACUAAAUGAGCCGGGACAGAACAGCUGCUUCCUCAACAGUGCAGUGCAGGUUCUUUGGCAUCUCGAUAUCUUCAGACGGAGUCUUCGUCAGCUUCCAAACCACUACUGCUUGGGAGACUCCUGCAUCUUUUGCGCUUUGAAGGGAAUAUUCUGUCAGUUCCAGCACAGCCGAGAGCGAGCGUUACCCUCAGAUAACCUGCGUAAUGCCCUCGCCGAAACCUUUAAGGAUGAGCAGCGCUUUCAGUUAGGCUUCAUGGAUGAUGCUGCUGAGUGCUUCGAGAACAUUUUAGAAAGGAUUCACCUGCACAUCGCGCCCGAUGCUGAGACUGACGCCUGUGCAUCCAAGUCCUGUAUCACUCAUCAGAAGUUUGCAAUGGCAAUCUAUGAGCAGUCUGUGUGCAGGAGCUGUGGCGCGUCGUCCGACCCGCUACCCUUCACUGAGCUUGUGCACUAUGUGUCCACCACAGCCCUCUGCCAGCAAGUCUUGGAGAGGAGAGAUGAAAGGUUUGGGGAGUUGCUUCAAGCCGCCAGCACAGUUGGAGAUCUGCGUAACUGUCCGAGUAACUGUGGGCAGAGAAUCAAGAUCCGGCGAGUGCUGAUGAACUCUCCAGAAAUCGUGACCAUCGGAUUCGUGUGGGACUCAGAACAGUCAGACCUCAUUGAAGACGUCAUCCGAUCUCUCGGACCACACCUCAACCUCUCAGGGCUGUUUUAUCGCGUCACAGACGAGCGUGCGAAGAAGAGCGAGCUGCUGUUGGUGGGGAUGAUCUGUUACUCCAGCAGACAUUACUGUGCCUUCACCUACCACACCAAAUCAUCCAAAUGGGUUUUCUUUGAUGAUGCCAAUGUCAAGGAGGUGGGAUCCAGAUGGAAAGAUGUGGUCACUAAAUGCAUCAAAGGUCACUUCCAGCCCUUGCUCUUGUUUUACUCUAACCCUGAUGGCAGUGCUGUGGUAACAGACGAGGUCCCGCAGACCAACAGCAGUAGCACCCAAAAUAAGAGCUCAGUCAAUGGAGAAGCACCAGGAACUCCUAUACUGGGUGGAAGGAAGCUGGAGCUGACGCGAGAAAACUUGACUGCUUUCUUCUCAAAUCAUGGUACUCUGAAGCAUGGUACUAAGCCUCAGCCUCCUUCUGUGUUCAGUCGAGGCAGUAACCAAACCAGCGUCGGCAGAGGACCAGUGAAGAUGAGCUUUGAACCGAUUCAGAGUCGAUUCAGGGAGAUUUUGCGGGAGCUGCCGAAAGAAGGCCGUCCCAUCAACCUUAUUAAGAAGGACUCGGAUCGGUCGCAGACGAGACAAGAAACACCGAGGCACCGGGACUCCCCAGACAAGCCUCAUUCCCGCUCGCUGUCACCUCCGGAGAACGGCUUCAAGCACCUGGAGUCACGGCUCUACAGCAGCCAGGGCAGGGGUCCGACGAAAACCGAGCACUGGCCUGUUACUAACACACACUACAACCAUGAGCCCCGCUCUCAGUCCCAGCCUCGCGUCCCGCUUCAUCCCCCCGUAGAGAGCCGCUCUCGGAGGCUGGAUGUGGCCAACGGCUACGAUACGGACAGCAGCCAGGACUCCCGGACGCAUGGAAACCCUCGCAGCCGGCCCAAUCGAGCGUGGAGGCCGACGCGAGAGGUGCUUAACGUCGACAGUGUCCUAAACAGCGAUAAUAAUCAAAACUACCCCAACGCUCGCAGACAGGCCUUUAAUCAGGACGUCGAAGAGUCGGCGCGGGGCCGAAGAGAAGAACACAAACCCAAGAGCUUAAUGACGAUUUACGAGGACGAGCAGCGGCAGGACAUGGGCAGCAGGAGCUCGCUGGAUUCAGAGGACAGGGUUAAAUCAAGCGUCACUAACCUCACCAUUCGGACGGAUAACUGGAAAAUCCAGCGCACUGAAUCUGGAUACGAGAGCAGUGACCGUCUCAGCAACAGCUCGGCAAACCUGGACUCUCCUGUGGUGGAGAACCUGAGCAACAAAGACAUGCAAUCCAUACCAGAGACAGACCUCUCCAGGGAGCCUAACUACCAAAGGAGGUACGAGGAUCCAAAGGCCGAGAUCUCACCUUCGUCCAUUAGCUACAGUGACCACCAAAAGAAAACACAAAAUCAUUCCAUGAGUCCUGCUAUUGUAAGGAGUCAAGCUUUUCGAUACAACCCUGCUAAUGUGAGGAUGGAGAAGACUGAGGUACAACGAGCACACGCGGUUAACGGGAACCCCAUCUCUCCUAAUUUCACCAAGACCAGCAGUUCAGAGUGGAACAGCUCUGACGAUCAAACCUUUGAGGAUUCCUCAUCACGAGCUGACGUUCCUCCGGUUCCCUCUCGGACUCACUCCGUGGCUCCACCACUGCCUCCCAAACCUUUCAUCCUGAGCUCAGAGAACCGGCGACGAGAUCAACCCCCACCCACCCCUCGACGUCCUCCUCGAAACGGCUCGGCUCUGUCCCAAACCUCCCUGCAGAAGUGGCAGGAGAACUCGGACGCGAGCUCCAAGUCUGGCUCCUCGGAUCCGGAGAGGUACGAUCUGUCCGCGAGUGAAGGUGAGGAGAAGUUCUCCAGCUUCCCCAAACCUGCGGCCGGCUCUCCUGUCAUCCCCAGCACAUACUUCUCCGUGGACAGCUGCAUGACGGACACGUACCGUGCCAAGUACCAUAAAAAGAGACCUGCUCUGCACGUGAUGGCUGACUCUAGAGCCGGAGAUCACACCUCGUCUGGUGAAAGUGAUUACGGGGAAAGACCAUCACCAGCUCCUUCAGAAACACACAGCAGAGCUCCAGCGCUGUCAGUUCUUGCUUCCAGUAAUAAACCCACUGCUAAAUGGAAGCCAGUUGCAGUGAAAGGCCUGGAUGAACACGGCUUCCUCUGACAGCAGAUCUCACGCAGAUAUCACAUCCUUCCCCUGAAGAUGUGUGUUUGUGUAGUAUGCAUUCAGACACAGUGCGUUGCAGUGUCCAACUUUACAUUUGCACAUUUUUAAGCCAAAAGAGAACAAUAUUAAGUAACUUAAAAGA